AUGACCCUCCCUAACCCCAUCAAUGAAAUCACCGGCUCCCUCUACCACUACGCCCCGGGGUACAAGAUCCUACUAUCAACCUUCAUCGCGGUCUCCUGGUACAAUGCCACCGAGCUCCUCAUCCUCAUCUUCUGCACCUUCCGCCGCUACCACGGCCUCUACUUCUGGAGCCUGCUGGUCUCGUCCUGUCUAGGGGUGACGCCGUACUCGCUGGGGUUCCUCCUUAAAUUUUUCUCCGGGUACAGCCCGUUCAUCGGCGUUUCGCUGUUGACGGUUGGCUGGUGGUGCAUGGUGACCGGGCAGUCGAUGGUGCUGUAUUCGCGGCUGCAUCUCGUUGUCCGGGACGAGCGGCUGCUGCGCAAGGUGCUGGUUAUGAUCUGGGUUAAUUUCGUGGUGCUGCAUAUCCCCACCACGGUGCUGACGUAUGGGUCGAAUGCGCGGAAUAUGCGGUCGGGGGAGUUUGUGCGGGGUUAUAAUAUCAUGGAGAAGAUCCAGAUGACUGGGUUUACGGUGCAGGAGUUGAUUAUCUCGGGGCUUUAUAUCUUCGAGACGAUCCGGUUGCUGAAGUUGGGGUGGGAUGAAAAUAAGCGGAGGAUUAUGCAUCGGCUUGUCGGGAUCAACGUUGUGAUGUUGCUUUUAGAUUUGAUUCUUUUGGCGCUGGAGUAUGCAAAUCAGUAUGCACUGCAAAUCACGCUCAAGGGUAUGUUUUAUAGCAUCAAGCUGAAGCUUGAGUUUGCCGUGCUGGGGAAAUUGGUCGAUGUUGUUUGUGGUGAGCAUUUGCCUUCGCAGUUGGUUUUUGAGGAGCCGGGGAUGCCGUUGAAUCCGGUUGGCACGUCUAUUGCGUCGUCUAGUCGGCUGCUCGAUGCAAGGCCGAUUCAUACUCCAGAGUCGACAGCGCAAACGGUGCGGCCGGGUGUGUCGAGUGGGAAAAAUUCGAGCUUAGAGCGGAUUUCUACCUGGGUAGAGAGGCAGCGGCGGAAUGAUUCGUGA
This is a messenger RNA of Aspergillus chevalieri, 990 nucleotides long. RefSeq lists its product as uncharacterized. The record is from RefSeq and is a predicted model, not a curated record. The coding region runs from base 1 to 990 and encodes 329 amino acids. The transcript has a single exon. NCBI's taxonomy places the organism in Eukaryota, Fungi, Ascomycota, Eurotiomycetes, Eurotiales, Aspergillaceae.